GUCGGUCGGUCGGUCGGUCGGUCUGUGAGCAGCGGCGCGGCAAUGAGUUGUCUGACCGUGCCCGGCGUGCAUCCCGGCUCACCCAGCCGCCCGCGUGGGCAGAUCCAGGUGAUCUUCGGCCCCAUGUUCUCUGGGAAGAGCACAGAGCUCAUGCGGCGCGUGCGGCGCUUCCAGCUCGCUCAGUACCGGUGUCUGCUGGUGAAAUACGCCAAGGACACCCGCUACUGCACCACCGGCGUCUCCACACAUGACAGGAACACUAUGGAGGCCCGCCCUGCCUGUGCCCUUAAGGAUGUAUACCAGGAGGCUCUGGGCUCUGCGGUCAUUGGCAUCGAUGAAGGGCAGUUUUUCCCAGACAUUGUGGAGUUCUGUGAAAAGAUGGCCAACGCUGGGAAAACCAUCAUUGUUGCUGCUCUUGAUGGGACUUUCCAGAGAAAGGCUUUUGGGAGCAUCCUGAACCUGGUCCCGCUGGCUGAGAGCGUGGUGAAGCUGAACGCUGUGUGCAUGGAGUGCUACCGAGAGGCCUCCUACACAAAGAGGCUGGGAGCAGAGAGGGAGGUUGAAGUGAUUGGAGGAGCAGACAAAUACCACUCUGUCUGCCGAGCUUGCUACUUCCAGAAGAGGCCUCAACAGCUUGGGUCAGAAAACAAGGAGAACGUGCCCAUGGAGGUGAAGCAGCUGGAUAUGCCAGCCUCACGGAAGAUCUUUGCUUCUUGAUUGCUGCACUCUGGUGUGGGGGGGGGGGAGGGAGAGGAUACAAGGAAAGAAGCUAAAAGUUGCAGCUCCUGGACUUCAGAUCUGGCUUCCCCCCCCUUUAUCAAAACUGUUAAAUGCCAUAGCUCUACCUGCCAAACCAAGCUGCUCUUCCUCUGCUCCAAGUGCCAGGAAAGAGGGCAAUCAGCUGGACCUGAUGCCAGGGAGAGCUGAAAACAGAGUCUGACUAAAAGGGAGUUGCUUUCCCAGAACGUGGAAAAGAGAUUUAAUUACUGAUGCUGCCAUACAAACAUGCUGGAAAGCUGCCACACCAACCCAGGCUGUGGGGCACUGACAACUUGCCUGGUCUGCCCUCCUGCUCCUGGCACACGUUCAGACUCGCCACCGGUAGCCAGGUAACUUGCCUGCAAACAGCCUUUUCCGUGUGCUGCUGCUAAAUUCUGGGUUUCUUACAACAGCAUACAGUAACUUGGCUUCCGAAAGCCACUUCCUUUUUAAUACAGCCUGAGGAGAUGCCCCUUCCCUUUCUAUGCAACAGUGGCACAACUUCAACUGACACAGAGCAGCAUCCUGGCCCUUUGCAGUCUCUUAACAAUUGUGUAUAGCCAAUUAGCUUGCUGUUAAAUUUGCUGUAAAUACAUGUUUUUUUGUUUUGUUCUUAAAUGGAGGAGGGAAGAAGGAAGGCUUGUCAGCCUGACUCCUAGGCUCCUUCUAGCCUUUGAAAUUAAAAAGGAUUUUCUACACAAGUUCAAGCUACAUGCAGCCACUUCAUAGGGCUUAAGUGACCUGAGGAAGUUUGGGGGAAUCAGGAAUUAAACUGUAGAGAGUUGGGCUACUGUUCCUCUGAAGAUCCAGCGACCUGGGAAGGGGUCUCUGCUUUGUAUAAAGUGCUUUUUCUCAUCAGAUUCCUUGAGCUCUGAGCAGUAGCUCUUGGUUCUGUUUGGGCUUUGUCAAUCCUCUCUCAAACACAGUGCUCUCUACAAUACUUGUUUACUACUGUGCUGAGGAGCAGGCAGCUGCCCUCAAGGACUCUGAAACCCCACUUCCUUUGUGUUAACUAAAGCAAUUACAGUCAUGGUGUUCACAAACCCUUGUCAGGCCUGGGCCUUCCUUUUAGGCAUGAGGAACAGGCAGUAGUGCUUGUAUUCUAGAUUAACAAAUAACUUAAUAAAAUUGCCUGUGUCUUUUCA
Messenger RNA from Centrocercus urophasianus (Greater sage-grouse), 1904 nucleotides. RefSeq names its product thymidine kinase 1 (gene TK1). The coding region runs from base 43 to 717 and encodes 224 amino acids. The record is from RefSeq and is a predicted model, not a curated record. The transcript has 7 exons. Gene Ontology annotation, biological process: thymidine metabolic process. Gene Ontology annotation, molecular function: thymidine kinase activity; ATP binding. NCBI's taxonomy places the organism in Eukaryota, Metazoa, Chordata, Aves, Galliformes, Phasianidae.